CUUCUGCAACACUUCAAGACAGAAGUCACAACCAUCAACACAAAACCAAAAGGAAAGUUUUUUGAGACUGAAGUUGUGUACAGUUAAUUGUUAUAACAACACGGCCCAGACUGAAAGUUCACCAUGGGGAGAGAAUGCCUUCCAUUCAUCUUUCUGAUGCUGCUUCCUGUGGCCUUGGUCUGGGCAAACCCCCCAACCCUCAACACCACCAGUGAUCUCAUAAACAUUGAGUUUGGCCACCGCUUCCCACGCCACGGCCUUCAUCUGCUCUAUUUUAUAGCUCAUGAACUGGUUGUAGAUGAUGACGAUGUCAUAAUACCAAACUUUGUGCCAGGCAGGGGAGACUGGGGCUUUUUUUCCUACAGUGAUUCUAAACGGGUGUUUCCACCACUGCUAGAUCAAAACCAACAGGGUUACUACUCAGUAGGGAAUCUGAAUUUACAAAUAUCUUACUCACUCCCCCACUUUGUCACCCAAAGCUAUCGCUUAGCCCUAGGUAGUGCAGAGAGAAACAGGGACAGAGUGGUGGUCAGAACGAGCCCCAAUAGGGAAUAUUUAGAGGCGGUUUAUAUUACACAGUGCUAUCCCCUUAAUGAUCCCCGUAGUAAUCAGUAUGACCCGCAAAACACCUGGCAAAUAAGCCCUGCCCUCCUUAGAGAGAUACGUAACUUGUCAGCCAAUCGGAAGGACAGCCUGUCUGUGUUUUUGUAUACCGCCAGCUAUGAUGUAAGUUCAAUAAACUUCAACAACUACUGCUACUACACUGGCCCAGACAUCAACAUAGAUCAGGUGGAAGAAACAUCAGGCCAACAGCCUCCCAUCGAUUACCCUGCUGUAAACAAAAGAGUUACCUUAAGUAACAGUUAUAACCAUGUUGAGUGCUUUGAAAUAUUGCUGGAGGUGAAAGCCACGGACAACGGGUAUGCUCGGAUCAGAUGGUCUAAUAUCCCUGACAGGUUGCUGGACAAGGGGGUCCAAGUGAAUGUCUGUAAAGAUGGAAGUUGUUUGACUUUACCUAUUGACAUGAGAAGCUAUGGAACCUACGACAGUGGUGAAUCCCUAAACAAAGGCCUGAGCCCCCGUCUACAGUUCAUACAAACCAAGUCCGAAAUGAUGUGUGGUCCUACCUAUGACGAUACAGACAGGAAGCUUCCUGUUGAUAUCAAGGGCUUUGAUGCCAGUCUGCAACUCUACACUAAAGACGGAUACGCCUGCGCUCGUCUGAUCAUCAAGAACACAUUCAUUGAUUGGAAGAACAAGUUCGGUAAUUCAUGGGUUGGAUUCUACAGCGAUCACAAUAAGUACAAUUACAAUUAUGACACCCAUCAAUGGGUUACAAAGUUCCAACCUGAAAGAGAGGCAGAAGAACAUGACAUGUAUGUAUCUUGUUCUAACAUGGCCAUCAGACCUGAGGCCCAGGCUCGAUUCUUCCUCCAUAAGGAAUAUGUAUCCAUUGCAAUGACGAUUCCCUGGGAACGCUAAAAACCUUUCUUGUCAUUUGAACUUCAUGGCCUUAUGAAUCAUUAAUCAUUUAAAAGGUGUGUGAAUAACUCUCUAUAGCUAAUGAAAAUAAAUAAAAACAUGCAAAAAUCCCAAAGGUAAAUUUCAAAUCCCCAAGUAAAUCUGUCUAUAUAAAUAAAUUCAUUCAGCCCUAAUCUAUCAAUUUCAAGUAACUGAAAAGAGAGAUAUGAUUUUGUUGGGCCAACAUUUGCCUCUAGCAGCGUGAUGCAUCUCCUUGACAUGUAGUGGAUCAGGCUGUGGAUUGUGACCUGUGGAAUGUUGUCCAGCUCCUCUUCAAUGGUGGUACAAAGUCACUGCAGAUUGAUGGGAACUGGAAGAUGCUGUGACACACGUCAUUCCAGAGGACGCCAGACAUGCCCAAUAUAAGAAGUGAACUGCACUGCUAUUUGGGGCAGAAAGCUGUUUCCACUAACUGUGUAAGAACAGGAUCAGGUCCAGUAAACACAUUGUCCAGUUUAAACACACUGACAUAUAUUCUUGGCUAUCCAAUGAAAAUGUUUCAUAUAUCACAACCUAUUGUAUCUUUUAUGCUAUUAAAAGCACAAACUAUAAAUGCUGAGCUUAUCUAUAAAACUGUAUGCAAAUGAUAUUCAAUUCAAUGUACAACUAAAAAGAUCAUACGAACUAUAUCUUGAUGCUGUGUACUCCAAGGCAACUGAUUUCAAAAUAAAAGAUGUUUCUACAGGGCUCCUGAAAAGUUUGUAAU
Messenger RNA from Esox lucius (northern pike), 2227 nucleotides. RefSeq lists its product as uncharacterized. The coding region runs from base 124 to 1482 and encodes 452 amino acids. The record is from RefSeq and is a predicted model, not a curated record. The transcript is spliced from 3 exons. Lineage: Eukaryota; Metazoa; Chordata; Actinopteri; Esociformes; Esocidae.